Messenger RNA from Athalia rosae (coleseed sawfly), 4877 nucleotides. It is a transcript of the gene Uggt, whose product is annotated as UDP-glucose:glycoprotein glucosyltransferase. The record is from RefSeq and is a predicted model, not a curated record. NCBI's taxonomy places the organism in Eukaryota, Metazoa, Arthropoda, Insecta, Hymenoptera, Athaliidae. Gene Ontology annotation, cellular component: endoplasmic reticulum. The transcript is spliced from 24 exons. Gene Ontology annotation, molecular function: UDP-glucose:glycoprotein glucosyltransferase activity. The coding region runs from base 157 to 4716 and encodes 1519 amino acids.
CAAAUACGUAAAGUGGUGGUCGCGGUCGAGCAAACUUUUUUUUAAAGUUUUGGAUAGUUUGGUACCCGGUGACACGUGCGUUGCAUGGAUUGGCUGCGUCCUCAAUGAUAUUUCUGUUUAACUCAGAGAAUAAACAUUUAAUUUAUAGUUUCAAAGAUGUGGGUUUUCAUAUUUUUAUACUCGUUAGUAUUUUGCUCAAGUCCGAUUGCUGCAGAUAAGCAAGUAAACAAAUAUGUGACAACGUUAAUAGAUGCCAAGUGGAAGGAAACUCCCCUUACACUUGAAGUAGCUGAAUAUCUCAGUGAUGAAAGUCAGGACUAUUUCUGGGGUUUUGUUGAUGAAAUAUCAAACCAUCCAAAUCCAUUGCCUGAAAAUGCCUCGGAUAAAGAAACUUAUGACUUCGUUAUUGGAGUGGCAGAGAAAUUCUUGUCUCCAGCCGAAAUAGCUGUACUCAAAUUUGGGCUCUCUCUGAGGACAUACUCAGCAAGAGUUGAGAUGUUCAGCCAGAUGGCAGAGAACAAAGAUCUCUCUAGUUUAGGAUGUAGCAUUGUUUUAGAUAUUGGUGGUAACUUGACUUGCUCAUUAGACGAGUUGGAAGACUUGAUAAAUCAGCUAGUGAAAAAGAAAAUAAGCACUUAUAGCGUGGAUCACCACUAUCAUGGUGGAGAACAAUCGGAUAAAACUGUGAUUCUUUAUGGUCAGAUGGGAACACCAGAGUUCCUUGAAUUUCAUAAUAAAUUAAAGUCAUUGGCCGAACAAAAAAAAAUCGAUUAUGUUCUGCGUCAUUACAUAAAGCAUCGAUCAGACAGGAAAUUACGACUAUCAGGAUAUGGGGUGGAAUUGCAAAUGAAAUCAACUGAAUAUAAGGCUACCGAUGAUUCUGAUAUCAAAGAUAAUUCCGAUAACGAUGCUGAAUCUGCAAGUCCUGGAAUUGAGGAAAUCGAUGGGAUCAAUUUUGGGGUAUUAAAAAAAUUAUAUCCAGACCACCAAGCUGAACUAGAACGAAUUCAUACGCAUUUACUUGAAAACAGUCAUGAGAUUGGGGCUCUCAAAGUUUGGCAAUUCCAGGAGUUGAGUCACCAGGCUGCUGAAAGAAUUAUGAACUCACCUGUCGAUGAGGCAGUUAAUGCUCUCACUGAUAUUGCUCAAAAUUUUCCUAUGCAGGCCAAAUCUUUAAUCAGGACAAAGGUUAAUGCUGAUAUGAAGAAAGAGAUGAAAUUGAACCAAGAGAUAUUUUCUGUGAAGUUGAAUAUUCAACCAACCGACACCGCUUUGUUUGUCAAUGGACUGUUUUUUGACCUAGAAGCUAUAGAUAUUCUUACUCUCUUAGAAGCGUUACGUGCGGAAUUACGGGUAAUGGAAUCACUUCAUAAAAUUGGGUUUAACAAUAAAAAAAUGGGAAAGCUCCUAGCUCUAGACCUGUCGAACAGUGGAGACAACCAAGAUUUUGCAAUGGAUAUUCGAGAUUCAGCAAUCAUAUGGGUUAACGAUAUCGAAAACGAUUCCAGAUACAAGAGAUGGUCACCUUCACUUACCGAGCUUCUACGGCCAACGUUCCCCGGCAUGCUCAGAAACGUUAGAAGAAACCUGUACAACUUGGUCAUAAUCAUAGAUCCUCUCAGCAAAGAGGCAACGCCACUUAUCUCCUUGGCAGAGUCACUUUACGCGCACUCAGCACCACUUCGUGUCGGUUUUGUUUUUAUCACCAACUAUGAUACUUCUGUAACAGGACAGACGGAUGCUAGUGUUGCAGUAAAUAAUGUGUAUCAUUACUUUGCUGAGACCCUUGGGCAUAAAGAAGCGAUGCAUUUUCUCUCCGAUCUGGGCUACUUAAUCGAGAAAGACAGAAUAGAUUUGGAUGAGAUCAAAAAGGCGAUAAAAGCUGUAGAUUCAUCUGCCGAUAUAAAUUACAUACUAGGAGAGGAAUCCGAGUAUGAUGUCGGCCGACAUUUGGCAAACGAUUUUGUCAAGCGUUCUGGAUUCAAAAAAUUCCCACAAGCCUUAUUGAAUGGGGUGCCUUUACCUUCGAAUCAGCUCAAUUCAGAAUCAUUUGAAGAAGCAGUACUUGCUACUAUUAUGACCCAAACUCCGACAUUCCAAAAAGCUGUGUAUAGGGGCGAAUUGACUGAGGGAGACGAUGUCAUAGAUUGGAUCAUGAAUCAACCUAAUGUUAUGCCAAGACUAAGCGAGCGUGUUUUGAAAGUGGAGAAAAGUCACUGGCUGAACAUGAUAGGUAGUGUACCGGAAAAUGAUGAAAUUGCAAAGUGGAGUCCACAAGAUACUUCAGCAUGGCUGUUGAAUCAGAUGCAGUAUUUUUAUGUCCCUCGACGCAGCCAUGUACACCAUUUGUUCACUUUCUGGAUUAUAACUGAUUUGAAUUUAGCAGUGGGUCGACAAUUAAUGCGUGAAGCAUUUGAAUAUGUGAAAUCGAAUACGGAUGUGAGAAUUAGUAUUAUUGUAAAUAGCGUGAAUAAUGUUGAUGAUGAACCCGAAAUCGACUUGAACAGAAUCGCACUUGCUGCAUUAAGCGCAUUGCCAAUUGAGGAAGCGACGAAAUUUGUUAAUCAGCUUAUCAUUGAUGACACCGUUUCUCGUAUCACUGCUGGUAGUUAUGAGAUUCAGAAUGAAGAUGUAGAAAAAAAGCUUCAGGAGCAGACCAAAAUUCUAGCAGUGCACAGACACUACGUUCGAAGUGCACUUGACUUAACCAAUGGAGUGAGAGCAGUUAUAUGCAACGGACGUAUCGUUGGUCCCUUUGACGAUGUCGAGAAAUUUACAAGUGAAGAUUUUGCUCUUCUAGAAAGAUUUAGUCAAAUUUCCUAUGGAGAUGAACUGUUCAAAACUUUAACUAAAGUCGACUUGCUAUAUGAAGAUGAUGAUGAAUAUGAGAAAACCGAUCUCACAGAUGACAUGAUUAUGAAAAUUGUGGCACUGUUAGUACCAAGACCUCAAACUAGAAGUCGAUUUGAUGUGAUAUUCCAUGGUGACGAGCAUAGCGCCAUCAAAAUACCGGCAAGUAAUCCGGACAGUGUGGCAUUUCAACUUACUGCCAUUGUUGAUCCAGUCUCUAGAGGAGCACAAAAACUCGGACCUAUUUUGAAUACUCUCAGACAUAGUCUCAACUGUGAAAUAAAAGUAUUUCUAAAUUGCUUAGACAAGAAUAGUGAUAUGCCAUUGAAGAGUUUCUAUCGAUUUGUGCUAGAACCAGAACUCCAAUUCACUGCUGAUGGUCAGAUUUCUGGAGCAGUUGCUAGGUUCAAUAAGUUACCAACAUCUUCACUACUUACCCAACAUAUUCAUGCACCUGAAAAUUGGUUGGUUGAAGUGGUACGCAGCGUUUAUGAUUUAGAUAACAUUAAAUUGGACAAUGUAGCAAUAGGUAUACAAAGUGAAUUUGAAUUGGAGUACCUACUACUCGAAGGACACUGUUUUGAAGCUGUAAUGGGAAAUCCGCCGAGGGGAUUACAGAUAACGUUAGGCACUGAGAAUACACCAGUAAUGGUUGAUACGAUUGUCAUGGCUAAUCUAGGAUAUUUUCAACUGAAAGCAAAUCCUGGCGAGUGGCUUUUACGACUACGUCAAGGGAGAUCUUCUGAAAUAUAUGACAUCACUAGUGUUGAUGGUCAGGAUGUGAUUCAAGAAGGAAACAACAUUAAGGUUGUGAUUAGUUCAUUGCGUAGCCAUGUUUUGAAGUUGAAAGUUUCCAAAAAACCGGACAAAGCCAGUGCAGAUCUUCUAUCAGAAGAAGAACCAAGCUCUGGUCUAUGGAAUUCGAUAUCUAGAACCUUCACGGCUGCUGAUGAAAGCGAAGAUAAAGAUGAAAAGUUGAACAUCUUUUCACUAGCCUCUGGGCAUUUGUAUGAAAGAUUCAUUAAAAUUAUGAUGCUUAGUGUCAUCAAGCAUACGAAGACCCCGGUCAAGUUUUGGUUUUUGAAAAAUUAUCUUUCGCCUACUCUGAAGGAUUUCUUGCCUCAUAUGGCUAACAAGUAUGGUUUCGAAUAUGAAUUGGUGCAAUACAAAUGGCCUCGUUGGCUGCAUCAACAAACUGAGAAGCAAAGAACCAUUUGGGGAUACAAAAUAUUAUUCCUAGAUGUACUCUUCCCGUUAGAUGUGAAGAAAAUCAUUUUUGUUGAUGCCGAUCAAGUUGUCAGAGCAGAUCUGAAGGAGCUCGCUAACUUAGAUCUUGGUGGCGCACCUUAUGCAUACACACCAUUCUGUGAGAGUAGGAGAGAAAUGGACGGGUUCAGGUUUUGGCAGCAAGGCUAUUGGCGAAAUCAUCUGCAAGGUAGACGUUACCACAUUAGUGCUUUGUAUGUAGUAGAUCUGAAAAGAUUCAGACGCAUAGCAGCUGGCGACAGGUUGAGAGGACAAUAUCAAGCCCUCAGCCAGGACCCUAAUAGUCUUUCAAAUCUUGAUCAGGAUCUUCCCAAUAACAUGAUUCAUCAAGUAGCCAUAAAGACUUUGCCACAAGAAUGGCUUUGGUGCGAAACAUGGUGUGACGAUGAUUCCAAAAAAUACGCCAAAACUAUUGAUUUGUGCAACAACCCGAUGACAAAGGAGGCCAAACUACAAGCUGCAAUGCGUAUCUUACCCGAAUGGGUAGGAUAUGAUGAAGAAAUUAAGAGGUUGCAACAAGAAAUAGAAAAUGAGAAUAGACAAACAGAAAGGGAAGAAGAUGAAAAAAGCGAGGCCUCUGUGCACCACGAGGAGUUAUAAAGUGAUCCGGUGAUAGUGUGAAUAUUACAUUUUACUACAAAGUAUGUAGUUAGUUUUGCCAUAACGAGAACUUAUCCAUUCAAGUUUUUGUUAUCAUCUCUGUAACAAUGAAUCAUUGUAUCUAUCGCAAUAUUUUGAAAUAAGUAAAAAGUUUUACGUAA